AUGGCGUCGCCGCCAACGACGACGACGACGCUGUCGGCCUUCUUAUUCCUUCUAACGCACAUCAUCAGCGAUGUGAGGCCGCAGCCGUUCGGCGACCUAUUCCGAAGCAUCGCUGAUUAUAUUCCGGCGCAUCAUCGUCACAUUCAUCAUGAAUGGCAGAAUUCUGGAAAGUUCCAAGGCGACAUUGACGGGAUUGAUCCGAAUUUGCUCAAAUUGCCGGAGGGACCCGUAUUGUUCAACGCGUUGAAAAACAAACAAUUGACAUGGGAGAACGGCAUCAUCCCCUACGAACUGGAUUCGGCAUUCUCGGCCGCCGAGGUGAAAAUUCUUGAGAAGGCGUUCGACAGCUAUCGAAAAUCCACGUGUAUUCGCUUCGAGAAACGCGACGACCAAACCGAUUACUUGAAUAUUGUCAAAGGCUAUGGAUGUUAUUCACAAGUGGGUCGUACCGGCGGCAAACAGGAAGUCUCGCUCGGUCGCGGUUGUUUUUUCCAUGAGAUCAUCGUGCAUGAGCUCAUGCACUCGGUCGGUUUUUGGCAUGAGCACUCAAGAGCAGACCGUGAUGAUCACAUCAAAAUCCUAUGGGACAACAUUCUGCCCGGAAUGAAAUCGCAAUUCGACAAAAUUUCCGCGGUGUUGCAGGAUCUUCAAGGCGAAAACUACGAUUAUAAAUCGAUAAUGCAUUACGACAGCACGGCAUUCUCAAGAAACGGUCGAAACACCAUUGAAACUGUUGAAGAUGGCUACACGGAUGUCAUUGGAACUGCCACAGACCUCUCGCCAUUAGACAUUGUGAAGAUUAAUAAAUUAUAUCAGUGUAAAGCGAAAAAGAAGGAGAAAUAUUCGAGGACGACGACGGCAAGUACCCCACGCGAAAUUGCAAUGCCUAAAAAACCAGUGGUGGAUGAUGAAAAAUGCGUCGACCAUUUCGCCGAUUGUCCGCACUUCUCCCAGUACUGCACACGCGCCUCAUUCUUCUUUGUAAUGAAAAGCUAUUGCCCGUUCACCUGCAAGCACUGUCCCGGCGAUCGACAAUUGCGCAAACUCAAGAAAAUUGGCUAG
Caenorhabditis bovis is the source of this 1062-nucleotide messenger RNA. Lineage: Eukaryota; Metazoa; Nematoda; Chromadorea; Rhabditida; Rhabditidae. The record is from the annotation of a GenBank genome assembly.